ACAACGCCCUCACCGGGAUUUAGCGAGUCCAAUAACGAAGGGUAAAUAAUCGUAAUUUUCCAAGAUAAGUUAGUAAAUAAAAAUACGCUCUGAAAAUUUAUGGAUGUUGUCUUCGAGUCGAUGCUCAUUAAUUAGAAGUGUCAUUACUGGGGAUAGAAUAACUAUCAGAAAAAUGUCUAAGCGUUCAAGGAAAGCGAUAAAGUCACUACCAGCUGACAAAGACACGACCUCCCAGUCUGGGCCGGUUACCACCGAUAAAGAUGGAAAUGUUGUUAUUCAAAUUCGUACGAAACCAGGCGCCAAACAUAGCAAUAUAACAGGUAUCUCAGACGAAGGCGUUGGAGUUGCAAUAUCAGCCCCUCCGGUAGAGGGUGAAGCAAACUCAGAACUAAUGAAAUACCUUUCCUCAGUCCUGGGUGUGAGAAAGUCAGACGUCAGUAUAGACCGGGGAUCGAGGUGUCGCCAAAAAACGCUCAUCGUAACCGGUUGUACUGCACCAGCGGUUCUCGAGAAGUUGAAAGCAGAGAUAAAGUCCGACUCCUGAACGGUUUUUAGUAUUAAGAAACACUUUUUUAUUCCAUAAUUAGCAGUAUAAGUAAAUAAAUCUCGAUAGUUCCUAUAUUACUGUACAAAACACAGUUUCAUUAGUCUCGUUCAUGUCAACAUUAAUUAAUUACAUUUACAUUCACAUUUAAUUCAGGAGGAUUUAAUUCGCAGAGAAUGAAUAAAUAACGGUCUAUCAUUUACAGUAUAAAAA
Messenger RNA from Diachasma alloeum, 757 nucleotides. Its product is annotated as UPF0235 protein C15orf40 homolog. Gene Ontology annotation, cellular component: cytoplasm. The record is from RefSeq and is a predicted model, not a curated record. Bases 104 to 544 code for a protein of 146 amino acids. The transcript has 4 exons. NCBI's taxonomy places the organism in Eukaryota, Metazoa, Arthropoda, Insecta, Hymenoptera, Braconidae.